UGUGUUUCAUUUCCAAUUUUUCGCGGUGUCUAACAGUCUCAAAAAACCUUUGCCAUUUGUCUCAUUUUUUUUUACCACUCCCUCAUUUUCUCUAUCCAGCUAGUGGUGCACGAGCUCAAGUCGCCGGCAUUCGACCCGAUGUUCUACCAGUGUGUCGACUACGGCUUCAGGGACAAGUAUUUCAAACUUUGGUGGCUUUACCAUAUCUUCGUCACUCUCAUGAUGUACGUGGUUCCCUUGGCAACCAUAUUCGCUUGUUAUUCGGCAAUCGUCUGCAAGAUAUGCAGGAGAACCAAUGGUUUAUUGAGCUGGAGUAAGAAACCUAGGAAGACCACGCUACGCAUGGCGGGAAAUGACGGCAUACCUCGUGCACGUAUGCGCGCAUUUCGUCUCACCGCCGCCAUCGUCGGAGGUUUCGUCAUCUGCUGGUCACCUUACUACAUCGUCUCGACGUGGUACCACGUCGACCACGGCUGGCAAGACGAGUCCGACGCACCGGAUCCUCCUUGGCUGUUCGAUGUCCUCAUCGCCCUCGGGUACCUAAACACGUGCGUCGACCCCGUCCUCUAUGGCAUCUUCACCACCAAGCUAGCCCGUGACGUCAGACACUGCUGGCGCUCUCCCAAGCCGGUCGCUAGAGGGAGGCAGAGGUUGACGAGUCGACGGUCGACCUCAUCUUCGAACAACAAUCCAAUGACGGCGGGGUCCUCGGUUCGACUUGGAAUGACUACGGUUAAUGUGGUCAGUGAGGAGAGGCAGGCAGUGCACUUUAACAUUCCAGACGAAUAUGAGGAGAGAACGGUUAUGUCUUAAAAGGGGAUUGGGGUACUUGGUUUUGCCCGGUCCAUUUUAUGGAAGACAAAAAGUGAUUUGGUUUACGUAGGAUAUCUGUUUUACUUCCUGAAUCAGAGUGCCCCGAUCUUGUUUGAAGAAAUAGGAAAUGAACUGAAAGUUGUCGCCAUUCUUUUUUGCAGCGCGACCAACCAAAUUUAGGAGAUCAAUUUUAAAGUCCUUGAAAGCUUUCCAUGAAAGAAGUAGUCAGAUAUAUUCGUAGGCUCUAAAAUUUUUGAAGUUAAUUGGCUGCUGCCAAAUUCGUGAGCGAAAAAUCAUCGACAAGAUGCUCCACAAAACACUCCCAAUGUCGAUAGUUUGCAAAUGUGGAAGGAAAUGGGCAGGGCAUCUGCUUCACUGAUCUAUUUUUAUGUU
Messenger RNA from Lytechinus variegatus (green sea urchin), 1206 nucleotides. Its product is annotated as gonadotropin-releasing hormone II receptor-like. The transcript is spliced from 2 exons. Bases 139 to 813 code for a protein of 224 amino acids. Gene Ontology annotation, molecular function: peptide binding; G protein-coupled receptor activity. Gene Ontology annotation, biological process: G protein-coupled receptor signaling pathway. Lineage: Eukaryota; Metazoa; Echinodermata; Echinoidea; Temnopleuroida; Toxopneustidae. Gene Ontology annotation, cellular component: membrane. The record is from RefSeq and is a predicted model, not a curated record.